AAAAAAUGAAAGUAUUUCUCGCAUUGUCUUUCCUGUCGAUCGUUUCUGGGGAAUAUUUGGAGGGUUACCACUUGGAUGUCCCUCUUCUGAAAAGCUUAAAAGACGUAGGGUUGCGUUCUUGUUGCAAGGAAUGUUCAGCCUACACGAAUUGUCAGUCCGUCAAUUACAACAAAAAUGACUUUUCUUGCGAGUUAAACUACCAUCACGUGUCUGGAUUGUCCGACAAAACUGCUCUCAAUGAAUCCGUUUACAUGGACAGGGUCCACUGCCUCACACUAGCUUCCUGUAGUGCGAAUUUUUGUAAUCUUACAUGCAAAAUUAACGAAAAAUGUGUCCUGACUUCAGCUCAUCAACCGACAUGUAUAAUCUCAGAAUGCGACCCAGUUGAUAUUAUACCGGACAUAAUACCUAUCAAUAUGAGUAGAUUAGUUGGUAUUAGGCGUUCAUUACGGUGCUCGACACAACCAUAUCCUAGUAGACAACGAGUCAGGUGUGACACAGACGGACAAUGGAUUCGGCAAUACGACACUUGCAAAUGUUUUUCCGGCACAUUUUGGGGUGGCGGCAGCACGUGUAUUGAAUGUCCCGCAGGACAACAUUUGCCCUACGAUGAUGUGGCGGGAAAUGCUUCGUGCAUCGACUGCCCUGCUGGAAGUUACACACCUGGUCCAGGAUAUGCCGAUUGUCUCGCUUGUCGUCCUGGGUAUUACGCACCAAAGACAGAGUCUUCAUUUUGCAAGGAAUGCCCUGCCGGAUCUUACACACCUAGUCCGGGAUAUGAUCGUUGCAUGGAAUGCCCUGCUGGGUAUUUUUCACGGUUCCCAGGAUCCAAUUCCUGCACUGUGUGUCCUGCCGGUUCUCACACACCUGGUCCCGGAUAUCGUUACUGUAUUUUAUGUCCCGCCGGAUUUUCCUCACCAAUUCCGGGAUCCGACUCCUGCAUUGAAUGUCCUGCUGGAUAUUGCUCACCAGAUCCAGGAUAUGACUCCUGCAUUAAAUGCCCUGCUGGAUAUUACACACCGGAACCAAGAUGCAAUAGCUCUUGCACUGCGUGUCCCCCUGGAUCGUACCAAAGCGAGGCUGGACAAACUAGUUGUCCUCUUUGUCCAGCAGGAAGUUAUAGCGUAUUUGAAGCAUCUUUAAAUUGUAGUAAAUGUAAACCGGGAUAUUACACACCUAGAGCAGGAUAUGAUUCGUGCAAGGAAUGCUCUGCCGGAUCUUACACCCCUAAACCUGAAUACGAUUCCUGCAUUAAAUGUCCCGCUGGAUAUUUCACACCGAACCCUGGAUUCGAGUUUUGCAUUGCCUGUCCUGUCGGGUUUUACACACCAAAAGAAGGAUAUGAUUCGUGCAAGGAAUGUUCCGCCGGAUCAUAUACACCAACUUCAGGAUACAGUUAUUGCAUCAAAUGCCCUCCUGGGUAUUACAAACCAAGUUCAGCGUACGAUUCUUGCAUUAAAUGUCCUGCGGGUUACCAAGCACCGUAUUCAGGAUCUGAGGUUUGCACCGAAUGCCCCGCUGGACAUUACACACCGAGUCCAGGAACCCCUUCUUGCAUAAAAUGUCCUGCUGGACAUUACAUACCAAAUCCAGGAUCGGAGAGCUGCAUCGCAUGUCCCAUGGGAUCAUACCAAAGCAAUAGCGGACAAACAGAUUGUCGCCUUUGCGAUACCGGAAGAUAUAGUAAAGUUGAAGCAGCUGAGCACUGUAAACAAUGUAAACCCGGAAGCUAUAGCGAUGUAAGAGGAGCUUCGUCCUGCAAGCUUUGUCCUGUACAGACUUACCAGAAAUAUUAUGGGGAAGACAACUGUAGAUCGUGUGAGACUGCUACUGUCGUAGGCGCCACAGUGUGUCCUGAUGAUGUGGUCACAACGGUCAGUUGAUAGGAGCUACAUUAGUUAUAGAAAAGGUAUCUGAUCGAGUGUUAGGGUGGAAAAUAGAUGCAAAAAAUCAGAGGUACUGCAUCAAUGGUUAGCGUUGCACUUAAAAACAAUUAUAACUUAUAUUGAUAAGAAUCAACCCAGAAUUAUAAAUUGCCGAUCACAUUAGCUUUUCUUUGAUAAAAUCGAUCAGUGUAACGUUCAAAUUUUUGGAAUAAAUCAUAAAUUAUAUAUUCAGAAACAACAGUUGCUUUUAUUCAAUUUGAUUUAUUUAUAGGUUUUGAAGUUACAGGAAACUAAUAAAUAUCAAAGGGUCACACGUCUUGGUUGAAUCCAACGAUGACGAUGUAUUUCUAUUCAUAUCUAGGUUUUUAUCUAGAACCUGAAGUAAAAUUUGCUUUUAAUGCAACAAUGGAUUUUAUUCUGCGAAAUGCCCUGGUUUCAUUAUUGUAACUACAUGUUUUAUUUGUGCAACAUUCAAU
Messenger RNA from Magallana angulata, 2362 nucleotides. RefSeq names its product sushi, von Willebrand factor type A, EGF and pentraxin domain-containing protein 1-like. The coding region runs from base 6 to 1883 and encodes 625 amino acids. The transcript has 4 exons. The record is from RefSeq and is a predicted model, not a curated record. NCBI's taxonomy places the organism in Eukaryota, Metazoa, Mollusca, Bivalvia, Ostreida, Ostreidae.